AUGACUUUUCACUUGCAUCGGCUUACUUCAGAUAGAAUCGGGUGGCGACGAGCUCAUGCAAUCAGCCCUUGCAUUUCUAUUAGACCCUUGGUACUGCUUACAGCUUUACUUUUCAGCUUAAAUAAUUUUAAUGGCAAGACUUUGGCUGUAGCUGCUGCUACUUCUCCACUCCGUCAAAGUCCUGAAGCUUCGAUAAACAUCAACAAUAACGUGGUGCGUCUAUUGGCAGGUGGAGCUUACGAAGUUGGUAGCAACGUUUGUAACAAUCCAGCGUCUUUCCUGGGUGUGGGCAACACGAAUUGUCUACACGAGAACCUUUGGACAGCCGUGUUCCUCCUGGCAGUUAUUGUCGCAGUAUCCAUCGGAGUGGACCGACUUAAUCACUACAUUCGUGCCGCUAUCAAGUGUCCACAACUUCGUAAGAUUGUUAAUCGCAUCUUUGAAGAAGUGAUGAUCAUGGGGUUUCUAUCCAUGGUGAUUUUUAUUCUCAAUACGAGUGGCGCCAUGAUGUCGCUCGCUCUUGACAACCUUACGGCCUCGGAAAAGCUUCAUUUUUACGAGUUCUUCCACUAUAUCGUGUUUCUUACAAUGAUUUACUUCAUCUUUAUUGUCUUGUUGCUGCUUUUUAUCGGAACAGUCGUACCGAAGCUUGUUUGGGAGAUCCAGAAUCACUCAGACCAGCGUCGAGACAGCAUUAGCGACAUUCACAACGAAGGCGCUUAUCAAUCGCAGUUUCCGAGUUUUACUGGAAGUAGCAGUGACUACGGUGGCAAUAAAAACCGCAUGCGUCACUCUUUCAUUCGAGACGCGUCUUCGCUAAACCGCGACCUCCUCCCUCACACUAUGGGCAGCAGUAUCGUCGAUGACGCAUAUCACACACUCGAUACACCGGCUGGCGACUAUUACGUGACAACGCGAACGCGGCAAUGUUCUGACGGGGAUGGCGUUUACCGUUCCAUGGCUAUCAGGGCGAGAGCACUGUCUGGCAUGGACCUUGUUAUGGGUUCUCGAGCGUACAGCCUAUUGCUUCAGCGGUAUCAUCGCGAAGGUUGGUGCUUUCACUUUAACAUUCGCAAGCAGUGGAACCUGUGGAAAAGUUUUGAGAUCCUUGCGUACAACAUCUGCCAGCACAGGAGCGGCUACAUCUACAAAAACCCUCUUGAAAUGGAGCGACUAUUUGGUGUCCGGCCGACUCGCUUUCUUGGUUUUCAAGACGCCGCUCGCACUCAAGGAGAAAAUGGUGCCAAUGACGAAGACAAUGGCAACGGCAUGACUUAUGCCAAAUAUCACGUGCUGUGCAUGCGCAACUUGUUACUCCAUGUGACGAACAUCCCCCCAAUUGCGUUCCUGAUCCUCAUUAUUAUUUGUCUGCUGCCGUCUAUCUUUCCUGACCAAGAUCAUUGGAUCUCCAUUGGCGUGGGGGGUCUACUUUUGCUUCUAAACGUUGUCAUUUUCUUUAAGGUGCUGAAAAUUCUACGUGGUAUCGUAGACGACCGCCUUCGGAUCAUCUCUAUGCGAGACAUUCAGACGCGACUCGCGAAAGCACUUAAGAACUCGCAAAGUCACGAUCAAGGGUCCGAACAUCAGCAUCAUAAUAUCUCCGCUUCCGGCUCUUUGCCAGUAUCAGUUGAAGCAUCUAUUGCGGAAGAUUUCAACCAUUUUGAAGAAAAUGGCCCAAAUACUCUGCACAAUCGUCACAAAAAGGCACCAAAGAGGUUCAAGGCGGCUGCGCUCGCUGUCCGCGCUGUAAUUCGCAUGCAGAUGUCCGCGCUUUGUCAUCGACAGCUUCACUACCAUGAUGAUCGGUUUUGGUUUAACAGUCCCAAAUUUUUGCUGCGAUUCUUUCAGUUUGCUACGAUUGGACAAGCCUUCUAUUUGGUAUGGCUUUCACUUGUGGAGAUUCCCAGUAUGGCAGAUUCAUCAGCUUCCGAUGGUGGUGGAUCGGCAUUUUUGACUCUCAUGAUAGUUUUUCCAGCUCUGUCGCUCCUCGUCAUUACUCCACUCACGAUGCCAAGUCUCGUGUUAGUCAUGAGCCUUACGGGUAUUUUCGUAGACCUAAAUGCAAGCAAUGGUGGCGAAGCGGGGAACCAUCGCAACGUGACUCAGGAAGAUGUGAAGACGCACACAAGAAUCAUGCGUCGUACAUUUCUGAAGAGUCACUACACGGAAAGAGGAAGUCAACUACCUUCGUCUGUGACACCACCGCUUGGUCCCGCUAGUCCGUGUGACUUGCCAAACCCACUCUCGGACCAGCAAGACGCCGUGGGCUCUCCGACUAACGUAUUUCUCCGCAUCUAUGACUCACCAGUAUUCAACAAUGUUCGGCGUGUGGAUAGUGGGCCUCGUUUCUUUUCCGCAAACAGUGACUGCAUGAGCCGCAAUAAUUCACCAAGUCAUUCAAGAAAUGGAAGCAAGUCUGUUGGUAGCAUCGGCAAUGCGUCUGGGGACAAUAGUGGAUACAGCUCGAGAAGAGCAUUUGACCUCGUGGCUUUCCAGUCUAUGGGUAGUGGUGCCCUCGCUUCGACUGUACCCGAAAAGACAUGUAAAAAGAACAACCAUCAGGCUCCUCCUCAAUCGGCGUCUUCAUUCACCAGUAGCACAAGUAGUGCGUAUGGAAGUCCUCGGCCAUGUAAAAUGGAUAUCACCGCGCCUGGAGCAAAGAUGAGGCAGAGCCAGGGUAUCCAGAGGUCAGACGUACAAGUUGGUAAUACUGCGGUCAUUGACAACAAUGAGCUGCGGGAUGAUCUGGAGCAAGCUCAAAGUCCGGCGUCCGCGUCCUUCAAGAGUUACUGCUCCAAAUACGGCGGCUACCCAGACCUGUAA
Molecule: messenger RNA, 2823 nt
Organism: Peronospora belbahrii
Lineage: Eukaryota; Oomycota; Peronosporomycetes; Peronosporales; Peronosporaceae
Source: the annotation of a GenBank genome assembly